GCGCUGGGCUGCGCGGCCGCGGCGCUGAUCCCCGCGGCUGACGUGAAGGUGGAGGUGCUGCAGAAGCCCUUCCUCUGCCACAGGAGGACGAAGUGGGGGGACAUGAUGCUGGUUCACUACGAGGGCUACUUGGAGAAGGAUGGCUCCAUGUUUCACUCCACUUAACCUACCUCUCUAAGAGAAGUUCUAGUGAUGCUCUAAGUUUUUGCUGCUGACUAACUUCUUCACAAGCAUAACAAUGGCCAACCUAUGUGGUUUACCCUUGGCAUAAGGGAAGCUAUCAAAGGCUGGGACAAAGGCUUGAAGGACAUGUGUGUGGGAGAGAAGCGGAAGCUAACUAUUCCACCAGACCUUGCUUAUGGAAAAGAAGGGAAAGGAAAAAUUCCACCUGAGAGCACACUGAUUUUCAACGUUGACCUUCUAGAAAUCAGGAAUGGACCAAGGUCUCAUGAGUCAUUCCAAGAGAUGGAUCUUAAUGAUGACUGGAAACUGUCCAAGCAAGAGGUGAAAAUUUACUUGAAGAAAGAAUUUGAAAAGCAUGGAGCAGUGGUAAAUGACACCCAGCAUGAUGCUUUGGUUGAAGACAUAUUUGAUAAAGAAGAUGAAGACAGUGAUGGGUUUAUAUCUGCAAGGGAAUUUACAUACAAGCAUGAUGAGCUGUAGAAAAGAGUGGCAUAAUUUUUUUGACACAAAUGGCAGUGACUUAGACUGUCUGCUUCUCUUGUCAUCUUAAUUCUGUGUUUUGGAGUUGACAGCUGCUGUUGGCAAAGAAACACUCUUUGUUUAUGUAAAAGACAAUUUCUGUUUAUUAUGUACAAAUGUUUUAAAUGAUUUUAAAAGUAUGAAAAUGUACCUCUUUUUAUGCAGCAAAUACUUGCACAUCAGUGUUUAAAAUUUUGUAUUAACUUAUUUUUCAGAAAUGAAACAAACUUUACAGUUAUCAAACAUUGUGAAAACCGAAAUCCAGUUCAGUGCCUUAAUGUGAUUUGUUUGUGUGUUAAGAUCACUUUCAGUGACUCCUUGACCUUCCUUCUUGUGUGUCACUGCUUAAAAAGCAGUGUGCUGACCUUUCUUUUUUUUCUGCAGAUUUUUAAAAGGUGUACUAGAAGGCAUUAGCAUCUCUAUACAGCUGAGAAACUGAUACAAAGCUGAAUGAUAAGUGACUAUUCUGUGCUGAUUUUGCUCUUCUAAAGGAGGAGUGUUACCAACCUGUCUGCAAUUUCCUUUUAAAUUAUGUGAACAAAGGAGUUAAAUGUCAGACUUCCAAUGUCAGGAACAUUCUAGGGGAUGUCUGUAAUUUGGAAAAUGGCAAGUUAUGCUGCAGUGCAGAGGUGGUGUCCUUUACUUAUACACACGCAUUUAUUUUGAAACUCGGAGUUUGCAUUCAUGAAGAAAGAUCAUACCUUUUUCUCAAGUUCUGAGGAAGAUCUUGAGCAAAAUGUUACAAGUCUGAAGUCUCUUUCACUUGCAGAAGGGGAAGAGUAUACUGACAGGAGGAUUAGUAUGGCCUGAAGAACAAUUUGCAUUGGCUUGCCUGUUUUGCAAUUGCCUGAGUUGCAGAACUUUUUUCAUCAUUGCCCCUCUCCAGUGGUUUUACAAGCAGCACACAAGUGAUGUGAAUUUUAAAUAAUAAAGCGACUUUUUAGUAAACGGGCAUGAUGUGAAUGUUACAGUGCUCUCUCUUCAGAGGUCAAGACCAUGAGGAUUUCAACUCCAUUUUGUGUGGCUUUGAACUGUUUCUGGGGAGGAACAAACAUUCUGCAAUUGUCCAUGGUUUCUUAAAUGAGAGGGCAGGGUAUCUCAGGGAAGGAACUAUCCUGUAUUCUAGCACCACUAACAUACGCAUCUCUGAAUGCAGUAUUUUACUUGAAAAAUGUUGCUCAGGGCUAUGUAGGGACUCAUAGCAAAUGCAGUUCUAUGAACUCGAGAUUGCUGCAUUGCACUAAUCCAUAAUUCUAUGAUCAAGGUUCUCAGUGCCUUAGAUGAGCUAGAUGUUUUCCCUGCCACCUAGUGAUGCAAAGAAGUAUUAGAAGACUACUUUAUUGAAGAGUUCAGCUGUAUAUGGACAUUGCUGAUUGCUGUCAAUAGUGACUGUUUUAGGGGGGAAAAAAUUAUGAGUGAAGGUGUGCAGUGGUGGGGUUUUUUCUGUUUUGUUGUUUCCUUACAGCAUCUGUCAUUUUGUGGCUGAUGGCCUACAUGGUAUGGAAUUAUAGCCACUUUGUUUUGAGUAACCUUUAGGUUAUGCUUUCCUCAGUGAUGCCAUCUAGUUUUCUUGAACCCAUUUAUACUUCCAUAAUGUUCUAUAGCAGUGAGUUUCAUAGUAGAAUAGUGUAUAACAAUAUUUCCCUUUGUUUUCAGUGGUGUUGCCUGUCCUGACUCUUGUAUUUUUGAGGAAGUAGUGAAUAAUCAUUACCUAUUCAGCUCUUCCUACCAGUCAUGAUUUUGUCUGUUGAUACUUUUUUUUCUCAGCAAUUAUAAAAAUCAGGUUUGCCUAACUUCAGCUCUCCCUAGACUGUUUCCAUGUUCUGUGCUGAGUAUCUUUGAUUACCCCUGCAGUCAUCAGAGCACUAGGUGCCUGGGGGCAACUCAUCACGUAUAUGAUGUUAUGUAUUGGAUUAGAUGCCUUAUCAAAUAGAGUUUCCUGUCUCUCCAUUGACUACAUGGGGAGACUAGGCAACUGGCAUAGCCUAGACUGGGGGGGGGUGGGGUAGUAUAAAGCUGACCCUGAAGGCAGUCUUGCUUAGGAUGUGGGAACUGGCAGGUACCCAACCAGCCAAAGGGGAAAUACUCUGUGCUGCUGGGAAGAGCAGAACUGAGACUUGUGUUCUGUCUGUCAGGGUUUUAGACAAUUGUUUACAGUGUUUAGCAUGUUCUGUGAAUGUCUGGCUGGGGAAUGGAAGCAUAAAAGCCUGAAAUAAAAUUUGGCCCAGAUUACUGACCAAAUAUAUAAAAAGCUUAAAUAAUGGGGUGACAUCAUGUGCCUUCAGUAAGGGCCAACUGUUGUUUCCUUUAUAUUAAUUAGGAGUUUGGAGUGAGUGAAUACUGUGAAAAAUACAUAUGCAUUAUCUUGUGCUUAGAUUUUUAAACCAUUUCAUAAGAAUAAGUGAACAUGUAGUUAAUUUGUUAGUGCUAGCACAGUAUUAAAGCUGCAGGGCCAAGAUUCUUUAUUUGGUGUUGUGUGUAGGUUUAUGCUAGAUGAGUGGAUGGGUUUUGUUCUUAGUGCUUUUCUUGGUAGCUGUGUUAAAUUUCUGAAAUUGAACUGAAAGAAGAAAUUUGGAAGUGCAGAAUCAGUAGUAGAUGUGAGAAGACACUUCAAUUUUAUUACUGUUUCCUAUUGUUAAAGAAGACAACUGAUUUCUUGGGUAGAAAUACCACUGCCUGUCUUAACCUCGGUUGCAUCUGCCUGUUAAUCCACAGGGCAUACUGCUGCAGUGCUAGCAGGAGCCAGCUAGCUACCUGAGGGGAGGAGGAAUACUGGAAUUUAUCAGUGGCGCUCUGGUAACGUUUUGGCUGGCUUGUGUGUGAAGCACGAGGUGUAUUUCCCCUGAAGAAAGAAACCCUCAUUGCGUGUCUGUAAAACGCAGCAUUGGAAAAAUUGGAGCAGGCUCAAAACAGAGCACUUUCCUGCAGCUUAUAUCCUUCACAGGUUUCUUGUUUUGUGGUUAUAUAGGAAAAUAUGUACUGAUGAUUUUUAGAACUGCAGCCUGUCACUCACAGCCACCACCUAGCAAUUACAGUGGGAUUUGCUGUCUUCGGUAGGUUAAGAAGCAGCCCUCAGAGUUCAUUCUUGUUUGAAAAUUCUUGAUAUGCAGUGCAAUGACACAAGAAAGCUUUUGGCAAAGCUUCAGGAAUGGUGCUUCUAGUCUGAAAUGUUUUUUAAAGCUUUCUUCUUUGAGAUCAACUGACAAGGCAAACUGUUGAAGGAAUCACUUUAUUAGGUCUUAAAUCUUUGCUUUUCAUUAAUUUACGCCCUUGUGCAGCCAGCAACAUCCCUAGCAUAGAGGUGCUUUGGCGAGUGCUAUAUGUGACUGAGUCAAAAUUGCAGUGUCAAGUGCGUAUCAAAAAAUCUGCUACCAUAGUUUCUUCUUCAUGAUGUUUAGAAUGAAAAGUGUUUUCUGGGUACUUCAGUGUAAAAAUAGGCAGUACAGGUCAGUCUUUAAAUUACAAUUGUCUUUGUCAUAUGUGAUCCUCACACCCCAUCGUUUCUGCUGUUAGAUAUGAGGUGGUCUAUCCCUUAAUCCAGAAAUCCCAGUUUCAGAUGGCAGGUGAAUAUCAGCAGGAUGGGGAGACCUCAUUGGUUGGGGACAAACUGGGAAAAGGGGCAAAGCUAGAGGAAGUUGGUGAGAGUGAGUGGAAGUACCCCAAGUGAUGUGUGAAAUGCAAAAGAUUUUGUUUCCUCGGUCUUUUGGCAUCUGCUUACUUGGAAGAAAGAACACUGGCAGCCACUGAUGUUGGUACUACAAAUAAUAAGGCUGGUUCCUGAUCUUUGAUUAGAAAUCACUGCUUUAGACAGUUUCUGUAUGGAUUUUCACUCUUACAACAAAGGUUAGAUGCACACUUCUAAGGUCCAUUAAAGAAUAUUCAGAAUAGGUAUGUUGAGUUUGCUUCUUAAAAAUAAUUUGGCCUCAUCAUAGAGCUUUUG
Molecule: messenger RNA, 4642 nt
Organism: Athene cunicularia (burrowing owl)
Lineage: Eukaryota; Metazoa; Chordata; Aves; Strigiformes; Strigidae
Gene: FKBP14
Product: FK506 binding protein 14
Exons: 5
Coding region: 250-663 (137 amino acids)
Molecular function (GO): calcium ion binding; peptidyl-prolyl cis-trans isomerase activity
Source: RefSeq, a predicted model, not a curated record